Drosophila willistoni is the source of this 3198-nucleotide messenger RNA. It is a transcript of the gene AlaRS, whose product is annotated as alanine--tRNA ligase, cytoplasmic. Gene Ontology annotation, biological process: tRNA modification; alanyl-tRNA aminoacylation. The transcript is spliced from 3 exons. The record is from RefSeq and is a predicted model, not a curated record. The coding region runs from base 107 to 3010 and encodes 967 amino acids. NCBI's taxonomy places the organism in Eukaryota, Metazoa, Arthropoda, Insecta, Diptera, Drosophilidae. Gene Ontology annotation, molecular function: nucleic acid binding; aminoacyl-tRNA deacylase activity; ATP binding. Gene Ontology annotation, cellular component: cytoplasm; mitochondrion.
AAUAUCGAGUACUCGGUCUGUGCUUACACGUUGUUGCAGCUGGCUGACGAAAUUGAUUGUUUUGUAUUUGCAUUUAUUGCCGAAAGUCCACCGGAACAGCAGCAAAAUGCAGUUUAUGACAGCCAAAAUGGUGCGCGAUGCCUAUUUGGGCUUCUUUAAAGAGAAGAAGCACAUUUAUGUCCAUUCGUCGAGUACAAUACCAUUAGAUGAUCCCACUCUAUUGUUUGCCAAUGCUGGCAUGAAUCAAUUUAAGCCUAUCUUUUUGGGUAUUGCUGAUCCCAACAGCGAGAUGUCCAAGUGGGUUCGUGUGGCCAACACUCAGAAAUGUAUUCGUGCUGGUGGCAAGCAUAAUGAUCUGGACGAUGUGGGCAAGGAUGUGUAUCAUCACACAUUCUUUGAGAUGUUGGGCAAUUGGUCCUUUGGUGAUUAUUUCAAAAAGGAGAUUUGCACUUGGGCUUGGGAAUUCCUUACGGAUCGUCUUAAAUUGCCCAAGGAUCGCUUGUAUGUGACAUAUUUUGGUGGCGAUGAAGCCAGCGGCCUGGAGCCGGAUCUAGAAUGCAAGCAAUUGUGGUUGGAUUUGGGAAUAAAACCUGAGCACGUUUUGCCAGGCAGCAUGAAAGAUAAUUUCUGGGAAAUGGGUGAGACAGGACCCUGUGGUCCAUGUUCGGAAUUGCAUUUUGAUCGCAUUGGAGGACGAAGUGUACCCGAGUUAGUCAAUCAGGACGAUCCCGAUGUUUUGGAGAUAUGGAAUCUUGUGUUUAUCCAAUACAAUCGCGAAUCUGAUGGCAGUCUGAAGCCAUUGCCCAAAAAGCACAUAGAUUGUGGCAUGGGAUUUGAGCGUCUGGUUUCUGUUAUCCAAAAUAAACGUUCCAAUUAUGAUACAGAUUUGUUUCAACCGCUGUUCGAGCAUAUUCAGAGUUCAACUGGAGCACCGGCCUAUCAGGGACGUGUUGGAGCCGAUGAUAGUGACGGCAUUGAUAUGGCUUACCGUGUACUAGCAGAUCACGCCAGGACCAUAACUAUUGCCCUUGCCGAUGGCGGUACUCCCGAUAACACUGGUCGUGGCUAUGUUCUUCGCCGUAUUUUAAGACGUGCUGUGCGUUAUGCCACUGAGAAAUUAAAGGCCAAGCCAGGCAUGUUUGCCUCAUUGGUGAAUACUGUUGUUGAGCUGCUUGGCGAUGCUUUCCCAGAGGUGAAAAAGGACCCCCAACAUAUUAUUGAUAUCAUCAACGAGGAGGAGCAACAAUUCUUGAAAACGUUAACACGUGGUCGUAAUUUACUUAAUCGCACCAUUGAGAAAUUGGGUGCCGACCAGAAGAUCAUUCCAGGUGAUGUGGCCUGGCGUUUGUAUGAUACCUAUGGCUUCCCUGUAGAUCUUACCCAACUGAUGGCGGAAGAAAAAUCACUUGAAAUCGAUAUGGCUGGCUAUGAAGCAGCCAAACAAAACUCGUACAUUCUAUCUCAGGGCAAGGGAUCCAGUAAGAUUGAGGAAAUCAAUCUUGAUGUACAUGCAAUAUCACAGCUCCAGGAUCAAGGAGUUCCCACUACAAAUGAUUCAUUUAAAUACAAAUACGAAGCCGAGUCGGAGGAGCGUGAUUCACCCUACAACUAUGAGACAUGCAGCAGUAAAAUUUUGGCCAUUCGUUUUGAGAAUCAGUUUGUUCAGUCUAUUAGCAACGGACAGAAGGCCGGAAUUGUUCUAGACAACACCAAUUUCUAUGCAGAGAGUGGUGGUCAAAUCUAUGAUCAAGGUGCUCUUGUGAAGGCGAACGAUGAGGCCAAUGAGUUUCUGGUAGAUCGUGUCUACAAUCGUGGUGGUUACAUUCUGCAUAUUGGUGUCGUUGAGGGCACUUUAGCCGUUGGCGAUGAUCUUCAGCUGCACAUUGAUGUGACCCGCCGUUGGCUUACCAUGAAGAAUCAUUCAGCCACACAUGCUUUAAACCAUUGCCUCCUCCAGGUACUGGGCAAGGAUACAGAACAAAAAGGUUCAUUGGUUGUACCCGAGAAACUGCGUUUCGAUUUUAAUACCAAGGGAGCGAUGACCAUUGAACAGGUCGCCAAGACCGAGGAGCUUACCCGGCAGAUGGUCUACAAGAAUGUUCCCAUUUAUGCCAAGGAAUCGAAGUUGGCUGUAGCUAAAAGCAUAAGAGGUCUGCGUUCCGUCUUCGAUGAGGUCUAUCCGGAUCCAGUGCGUGUUAUUUCAUUCGGUGUACCCGUUGAGCAACUCGAAGAGCAGCCCAAUGGCGAAGCUGGCGACAACACAUCUGUUGAAUUUUGCGGUGGCACUCAUCUGCGACGCUCUGGUCAUAUUAUGGACUUUGUUAUUAGCAGCGAAGAGGCCAUUGCCAAGGGCAUACGCCGCAUUGUGGCUUUGACUGGUCCGGAGGCUAUAAAAGCAAUCAAAAAGUCGGAACAAUUCGAACAAGAAAUUGUCACACUUAAGGCUACCAUAGAGGCCGAUACUACGGGCAAGGACUCUAAGCAACAUGUCAAGCAAAUUGUUGAACUAACCGAACAAAUUUCUCAUGCUACCAUACCGUAUGUGAAAAAGGAUGAAAUGCGUAAUUUGCUUAAAUCUCUGAAGAAAACACUCGACGAUAAGGAGCGUGCCUUGCGUGCCGCGGUCUCUGUAACUGUUGUGGAGCGCGCAAAGGCAUUGUGCGAAGAGAAUCCCACUGCUACUGUCUUGGUUCAACAACUGGAGGCCUACAACAAUACCAAGGCUUUGGAUGCUGCCCUCAAACAGGUGCGAAGCCAGUUACCCGACACUGCUGCCAUGUUCUUCUCAGUCGAUGUGGAUUCCAAGAAGAUUUUUUGCCUCAGCUCAGUGCCCAAGAGUGCUGUGGAGAAGGGUCUAAAAGCCAACGAAUGGGUUCAGCAUUUAUCUCAAUCUCUUGGUGGUAAGGGUGGUGGAAAACCAGAAUCAGCUCAAGCAUCGGGCACAAAUUACGAGAGCGUCGAUGAAAUACUUCAAUUGGCCACUAAAUUUGCCCAAACUAAAUUGGCUUAAAUUGAAGAAAAGAAAAAAAGACUCGCAUAAUCUUUGGCCUUUGAUUACUCAAAAUUAUAAUUACAUAUGCAGACACACAUACAUACUAUACUCCAGAUGUGGGACUGUUCCAAACAGCAUUUACAUUGAAUUUUUGGCUUAUUUAUCAAAUAAAGUAAUACAAGCUUUUGUAAACUUUCUAAAAAUAA